Messenger RNA from Anopheles arabiensis, 1502 nucleotides. Its product is annotated as arrestin domain-containing protein 3-like. The record is from RefSeq and is a predicted model, not a curated record. The transcript has 4 exons. Gene Ontology annotation, biological process: protein transport. Lineage: Eukaryota; Metazoa; Arthropoda; Insecta; Diptera; Culicidae. The coding region runs from base 247 to 1245 and encodes 332 amino acids. Gene Ontology annotation, cellular component: cytoplasm.
GAGCAGCACCAUGACGUGCGUUUCAUUUCAGUUCGGAUUCAGAUUCGUCCAAGAAACAGCGUGCGUUUAAAAAGUUCCGCCGUCUGUUUCUGCUGGUUCGGAGAUUCGUAACAGACGUGUUACGCUUGUUGUUAUUGUUGGUGUUUUUAUUGGGUGGAGUAGUGGGAGCUAUAGGAGCACGAACCAUCGUCGCCGUAUCCCGUCGAGCCGUAUCCCGCCGAAACAUCCAACAUCCCGACGACGACGAUGUCGAAAAAGUUGACCAAAUUCCAAAUCAUCCUCGACCGUGGCGCCCUGCUGUACCUUCCCGGCCAGGUACUGUCCGGGCGAGUGCUGCUCGAAACGCAGGCCGACACCGCCGUCCUCGGGCUGCACUUUCACGUGCUGGGUGAGUGUACCGUGCACGUGCCGAAGGGGCGGCGUGACAAGUCGUACGAUAAGGAAAACUACAUCGACUUCCGCAUGAAGCUGCUGGACGAUUUCGACAACAAGCCGAUCCUGCUGUCGCCCGGCAUUCACUGCUUCCCGUUCAAGCUGGGGCUGCCCGUCUCGCUCCCGUCCACCUUUCUCGGCCGGCACGGUUGGGUGCAGUACUAUUGCAAGACCAGCCUGCAGGAAACGUCCGGCAUCACGCACAAAAACCAGCAGGUGUUCAUCGUGCUGAAUCCCAUCGAUUUAAACCUGGAGGUGCCGAUCAUGAGCAGCCCGCUUGAGGCGAACGUCGAUCAUCGCGUAGGCGUCGGUUACAUUGGCGGCACGGUGCGCUGCAACGUGGGCCUGGACAAGCGGGCGUACGUGCCGGGCGAGAGCAUUCUGCUUACCGGCGAGGUUCACAACCGUACGAAUGUGACCGUGAAGCUGCUCAAGUAUGCACUCAUCGAGACGGUAAAAUACUUUGUGCAUGGUAAGCUGGUGCACCAGGAGCGCCGUGAGCUGGAUGCGGUUGUGCGUGAUAAAAUAAAGUCCGGUGGACGCGACGUGCUGCAGAAUGGGCAUCUGACGGUGCCGCCACUGCCGCCCACCAAUCUGCUCGGUUGCCACCUGAUCAAGGUGCAGUACAGCGUGUGUGUGCUGGUCGAGCCGAACUUGAUGGAGCGCCAGGAAGCUAUCCGGAUACCGAUCACGCUCGGCACCUACCCGUUCCGGCGUGACGAUGAAAAUCUGCAGGAGUGGGUGGACAACUACGUGCAGUAUCCGGCAGCGCUACCCGUCUCGCGCGGCACUCCGUUCGAAGUGUUGCACUAGGGCAGCCGCACAAACCGACCUGGGAUGUGAGGAAUCUGUCACUGUCAAGAUUAGUAACCAUUUAGCUCCCUCCCCGUAUGGAUGUACGUAGAUUGUAAGCUGGUACAGUCGGUGGGUACGUUAGCAGAUUUAGCGUUUAAUUAAACGGCAAAGAAGAGUUGGUGGAGGCAAACACUCAACCUAGCCCACACGUACAUCGUUCGAGAGCGCACGGAAGUGCUCCGAGAUUUUAAAAUAAAAUGUCAUACGAAUUUCUA